CCUGAUCUCUCUUCCUGCUCCUUUCCCCCACUUCCCCCGCCCCUCUUCCUCUUUGGCUACGUGGUGGUCGCGCAGGCCUACACCCCGACAAUCAGGCAGGCACUCUCCGUGGGGGUGGGUGAAGGGCAAGCCACUGGGGUCCAGAGUGGGAGGACGAAGAGAAAACUCUCCUCCCGCAUUCCUGAUCCCUCGUCCUGCCGCUUUGACCCACCCCUCCCCUAACCUCUUCCUCUACGUGGUGGUGCCCAGACUGACACCCCGACAGUUCAGGCACGCACCCCCUGUGGGGGUGGGGAGAGGGGUGAGCCGUUGGGGUCAGGAGUAGGAGGCAAGUUUGGUGAGUUUGGUGGGAAUAGUAGAGGAGAGAAGGCCGCCGGGCAGGGCAUCUGCGGCAGCCGGAUGGGGCAGGUCGGCCGUGGCGGGACCCCCGGCCUCUGGGUGGCCGCUGGCGCGGGGCGAGCCCUGCUCUGCGCCCUGUGCAUCUGCUGCUCGCUGAGGCCCGGGCUGGCGCAGUACGAGCGCUACAGCUUCCGCAGCUUCCCCCGGGACGAGCUGAUGCCCCUGGAGUCCGCCUACAAGUACGGCCUGGACCAGUACGGCCACGAGAACUGGGCCGAGAGCGUGGGCUACCUGGAGAUCAGCAUGCGCCUGCACCGCUUGCUGCGGGACAGCGAGGCUUUCUGCCACCUCAACUGCAGCACCGUGCGCAUGGAUAGGGACGUGCCCUCGCCCGCGCCCGCGCCCGCACCCGCUCCGGACCCUGGCCUUGACCCUCAGCCCCAGCCCCGGGACAGGUUCGCCGGCUUCCCCGAGCUGCGGCUCUUCGGGGACCUGCUGCACCGCGCGAGGUGCCUCAAACGCUGCAAGCAGGGGCUCCCCGCCUUCCGCCAGUCGCAGCCCAGUCGCGAGGUGCUGGAGGAGUUCCAGCGGCGCGAGCCCUACAAGUUCCUCCAGUACGCCUACUUCAAGGCAAACAACCUUCCAAAAGCCAUUGCUGCCGCCCAUACCUUCCUUCUGAAGCACCCCAAUGAUGAAAUGAUGCUGAGAAAUAUGGCCUAUUACAAGAGCAUGCCUGGUGCUGAGGACUACAUUAAAGACUUGGAAACCAAAUCCUAUGAGAACCUCUUCAUCAGAGCCGUGCGGGCAUACAAUGGAGAGAACUGGAGGACGUCCAUUACCGACAUGGAAUUGGCGCUUCCUGAUUUCUUCAAGGCCUUCUAUGAAUGUCUGGCCGCCUGUGAAGGCUCCAGGGAGAUCAAGGAUUUCAAAGACUUUUAUCCCUCCAUAGCAGACCAUUAUAUUGAAGUUCUGGAGUGCAAACUGAAGUGUGAAGAGAACCUCACCCCUGUCAUCGGGGGUUACCCUGUGGAAAAGUUUGUGGCCACCAUGUAUCAUUAUUUGCAGUUUGCAUAUUAUAAGUUGAAUGACAUGAAGAAUGCUGUUCCCUGUGUUGCCAGCUAUAUGCUCUUUGAUCAGAAAGAUGAAGUCAUGAAACAGAAUCUGGUUUACUAUGAGUACCACAGAGACAAGUGGGGCCUCACAGAUGAGCAUUUCCAGCCCAGACCAGAAGCCGUUCAGUACUUUAAUGUAACAACAAUCCAAAAGGAACUCUAUGAGUUUGCUAAGGAAAACAUAAUGGAUGAUGAUGAGGGAGAAGUUGUGGAAUACUUGGAUGAACUCCUGGAGGAGGAAGGCAGUUAAUUGGAACAAACCAAAGGAAUUCCAGAGCAACGUGGACAAUUCCCCAAGAAGCCCAAGGCCCACAGUGGUUCUUCCUUUUACUCCCUUUGCUCAGGUUCAUGAUACCUCAAAGCCUCCCUUUGUGCUGUGACAUAGAGGGAGAGCACCAGUUUUGACCUCUCAGUACUCACUAUAAGCAGGGAGGCCAACCCUUCCUCCUUGUACCUUCUCUCCAUCAGCCCUGGCCACCUGUCUGGCUGAAGAGUGGUCCUCAAUUUGGUCUCCUUGCUCAGCUUUCUCCAAAGGUAUAAUCUUCUUAAUGAAAAUAGCCGCCCUUACCCAAAAGAGAGACAAUCAUGAGAACUUUCUGCUGCUGUUGAAUUUGUUUGUUUUAGUUUUCAAGUCCUUCAUCGAUUCCUGAAUCAGAAACUGUUUUUUCACAAAACUCUUGGAGAGGUUGUGGAGUGGGUGAAUGGAGAGGGGGUGAGGUGGAGAAGGAAGACUCUUGAGUCUCACCAUUUUGUGCCUUGACACCAACGUCAAUAAAAACCAACCUAAAGGUCUUUAGAUAA
Molecule: messenger RNA, 2252 nt
Organism: Vombatus ursinus (common wombat)
Lineage: Eukaryota; Metazoa; Chordata; Mammalia; Diprotodontia; Vombatidae
Gene: CRTAP
Product: cartilage associated protein
Exons: 7
Coding region: 400-1701 (433 amino acids)
Biological process (GO): peptidyl-proline hydroxylation to 3-hydroxy-L-proline; collagen fibril organization
Cellular component (GO): endoplasmic reticulum
Molecular function (GO): collagen binding; protein binding
Source: RefSeq, a predicted model, not a curated record